Molecule: messenger RNA, 1911 nt
Organism: Trametes versicolor FP-101664 SS1
Lineage: Eukaryota; Fungi; Basidiomycota; Agaricomycetes; Polyporales; Polyporaceae
Exons: 2
Coding region: 1-1911 (636 amino acids)
Source: RefSeq, a predicted model, not a curated record
AUGGCGGUCUACUUGGAAUUUGAAUAUCAAGAGAGGCCUCAGAAGGCUGACGACGAUGGCGGCAAGUCAUCCAAGAGCUCCGCCAAAGACAAGUCUAAGUCUACCGGCAAGGGCAAGUCUGACAAGACGACUGAGAUCAACGCUGAAGCCGUCCCUGUGCCUGCUCCUAACACUGGCACGCCUGUGGCCGUGAUUCAUCCAGGUAUCCUGCCAGUCAUCCCGACGACACUUACCGUGCCGCCGGCCUCUUUCACUCCUGGGUUCUCCCCUUUGCCUUCUUUGGCUGCUCUGGCGACCUCCGCUGCACUCUCUGAGACUCUCGUUCCUUCAGGAACUCCCACUGGUACUCCUCGCACUCUGAGCGCUUCCCAUGGGGACCACGCUAGUCAAAAAGGUGCUAAACACUUACCGGUGGUCUUGAUCGUGCUCGUCUUGGUGGGGGUUGGCUUUCUCGUACUUGGCGCCUUCAUCAUUCGUCGAGCCCGCAUGCGGCCGCGCCAGCGCACCUGCCCCACGCCGUCUUUGCCCAUCUUCCAGGACCCUUUCGCCGAUCAAGACAUAAAGGUGGAUGAGGAGUCCCUCUUUGGCGGCAAGGAGCGCGCUUCCGCUGUUGCGCGGCCUAACAGCAAUGGCCUCUGGACCUGGACUCAGUACACUCCCAAGCCGUCUUCGCAAGCACUCGGAACUGGAGCUCUCACUGCCUACCUGUCCUUCCCCGAACCGCCGAAGUCCGUACCCGUAGCACCGAAUCAGACCAAGACCGCGCCCCCACCAGCACCAGCACCCGUUCAUGUCCCUCUACCAACGACCCCUGCGCCCACAAACCCUCCCAUGCAGCAGAUGCAGAACGCGCUAUCUCGUGCCGCGAACAGAGUAUCGGCUCUCUCCAUGUCGAUUUACCCGACCUCGCCUCAGUCUACUAGCGGUAUUGGGCUCGCUAUCAGUGGACCGUCUCCUCUUACUGCGGACGGCACUCCUGUUCUCCAGCGCAAGGUGUCAUCCCACCGUCUCUCGAAGGGCCGGCGGAGCAUGCGCCACAGCGUCGCCGCUACCGAGUACAACGACAUGCACACAGACAUAUACGGAGGCGCGCAGAUCGCGUCGCCGUUCAUCGUCAGCCCGCAGCCGCCACCGCUGCCCCCGCUCUCUACAAUGCCCAAGCCUGCCUUCCCUUCGACGACGACGAUCAACAACAGUGGCCAGGGCGUGGGACGCGCACGCGUGAAGGGGCCGUACAACCCCGGCUCUGGUAUGCGCUCGUCCUCGACCGUCGCAGGCAUUGCCACCCUCGCACGCGCGAACCGCUCCUCGGUCAUGGUCCCCUCCUCUGAGACGCAGUACAUCCUACCUCCGCUCUCGCCCCCGCCGAAGUCGCCGGCCCACCGCGAGCGUGAGACACGCGCACUCGCCUCCGCCAUGGGCCUCGCGAGCCCCGAGCCGUGCGCAGACCCUGCAUACAUGCUCUCCCCGCAGCCCACGCUCUACCCUGACGACUCGAUCACACUCGCAGGUGACCGUCGUCGCUCGCGGCAGAAGAGCACCGCGCACGGGGCACACGGACGCGCACAGAGUGAGGCACAGGCGAUGAGCCCGGGCACGGAGGCGAGCGCGCGCCUCGGGAACUUGAUGCUCGCGGAGUUCACGAGCAUGGCGUCGCUGCCGUCGACGCGCACAGUCGCUGGUGUGCCCGCGAGCGGGUCGAAGGGGCGUGUAGUGCCGCGGAAGAACGUGCGCGCGGACGAUAAGCCUCCCCGCGUACCGUCGCCCCCGCCGAUGCCCAGCCUGGCGCAAAUGGCGAUGGCGCAUGCGAACCCGGAGGAGUAUGCGGACUAUCGGAGCCCGACGUACAGCAUCUAUGGGCUGUACGAGGCGGAGCGGAAGAGCAGGAUGCCGAGCGAGGCCGGGUUCUGA